AUGGGAAGAGGAAGGAAGCCUUGUUGUGUUAAGUCAGAAGUGAAGAGAGGUCCAUGGAGUCCUAGUGAGGACCUUAGGCUUAUUGAAUAUGUUCACAGCAAUGGACAUUCAAAUUGGAGGACACUACCGGAGAAAGCUGGUCUACGACGAUGCGGAAAAAGUUGUCGUUUAAGAUGGCUUAACUAUCUGAGCCCGGACGUGAAGCGGGGAAACUUCACCAAAGAGGAUGAGGACAUAAUUAUCAAACUGCACGAAACUAUGGGAAACAAAUGGUCAACAAUUGCAUCUUUUUUACCUGGAAGAACUGACAAUGAGAUCAAGAAUGUAUGGAACACUUACUUGAAGAAAAGAGUAUCCAAGGAUGACACUAAUUCCUCCGCGAAUAGACAAAACCAGUCCUCCUCCUCCUCCGCGUCCUCUUCCUCUUGGACCACCAUGCUCGAAUACUCGACCGGUGGGAAGAAAAAAGAUAUUGAAAUGGGAAAUGUGAUUGGAAUGGAUCAACCAUUCUUCAACCAAAUUGUUAGCUCCAACAUGGGCAUGAGAGAGAUGCAUCCAUCUUUAUCUUCCAACAAUUCAAUUCUCACCCAUCAAAAACUAUUUGAUUUGCCAAACCCAGGAUUUGAUGAAGCAAUGGAAGCAUUUGAUUUCAACUUCUGGGGAGAUUAUUAUGAUCAGGAUAAUGAAAUCUCCAACCUUUUAGGGGAAGUGAAUCAACCAAUCAACACAACAACAACAAGAAAAGAAAAGGUGUUGGAGAACCCAUUAGACCCUAGUAGGGAUAUUUGGAAGAUAAUUGAAGACAUGGAACUAAGUGAGCUCCAACGCCAAAUUGAUGAGGCAGCAGCACAAACCAUUGAAGAGAAUGAAAGGAAGAAGUGGAUUGCUUUUAGCUAG
Molecule: messenger RNA, 897 nt
Organism: Tripterygium wilfordii
Lineage: Eukaryota; Viridiplantae; Streptophyta; Magnoliopsida; Celastrales; Celastraceae
Product: transcription factor MYB10-like
Exons: 3
Coding region: 1-897 (298 amino acids)
Source: RefSeq, a predicted model, not a curated record